Messenger RNA from Neodiprion fabricii, 837 nucleotides. It is a transcript of the gene Rpp20, whose product is annotated as ribonuclease P protein subunit p20. Lineage: Eukaryota; Metazoa; Arthropoda; Insecta; Hymenoptera; Diprionidae. The record is from RefSeq and is a predicted model, not a curated record. Gene Ontology annotation, cellular component: nucleolar ribonuclease P complex; nucleus; ribonuclease MRP complex. Bases 25 to 417 code for a protein of 130 amino acids. Gene Ontology annotation, molecular function: nucleic acid binding. Gene Ontology annotation, biological process: tRNA 5'-leader removal. The transcript is spliced from 4 exons.
UCAGGAUACAGGAGAAAUGCCACAAUGGCUGCUGCGAAAAGCGAAGUUGAAUCGAGUCAACAAAAUUUGACAGAAAGCUCAAUCAAGGACUCUAAGAUCAUACUGCGACCCACGUACGAACAUGUUAUAAGAAAGAGAUUACCGCCACGUUUUCCGAAGAGUGACAAGGACUUCUAUAUCACCAACAAAACAAACUUCAAGGCUCAGCUGAACAAAUGUGAAAAACUACUGGAUUCCGGUGAACAAGAAAUUGUUAUUCAUGCUCUUGGUGCUGCGGUAAGCAGAGCUUGCAAUUUGGCCUUACAAUUGAAAGAAAAUCACCAUGGCACUGUCGAUUUGGACAUAAAUACGUCGACUGUAGAUAUAACUGAUGAUUUUGAGCCUAUCACAGAUGACGCUGACUAUGAGUGCUGUUAGAAGUGAAAGAGACUGUCAAAUGCUUCAAGUUCCAAACUACUGCUUGUCAUAAUUUUAACUUUUGGAGCUAUUGAAAAUUACAUUACAUUAUUUUAAAACGAGUAUCCCAGCUUGGUACACUGAUAUUAAAAUCUAAAAGUAUUUAUACGUGAUAAAUUUAUGCAAUAAUAUUACAUCGUUUAUUUUACAUUUGAUUCUUUUUAAUGUAUAUUGCGCAACUGUUAGCUGUGGCCCAAUGCAGUGAAUUAAAUAAUGCAGUAUAAUGUAAAUUAGAUUAGGAUUAAUCUUAAUUUACUUAGGUUUUAUAUAAUCAAAUAUAAAAUGCGUAUGUAGCAGAAGCUGUACAAAUAACCGAAGAUACAAAAUUCCUGCAAAGUAUGAUGUGUAAAUACAAUGAAUAAAAUUAAAUUAAAUAUUGGA